UGGUCAGCACUGACUUCUGUUUCGCUGACUGUGUGAAGAGUUUUGAAAAUGUGGUUUCAGUAUUGAACAAUGCUUGUUAGCUAUUGAAAAAAACUGUAUUGAUCAUUUAUUUGAUUGACACCCUUAAAAAUACUAAAGAUUUCCAAGAUUUAACACACGUGAUCAUUUAAAGCACUUUUAAAGUUGUCACGAGCAUAAAUGUGUACUGUCACUUUAAAUGUUGUUUGUCUCCUGACUUCAAAAGUGAAAGUAAAACUAUUCAACCAGGAUCCAUUUUGAGAUCUAAGCUGAAAGGUUUGUGAGCAGAGAAAACUUUAACAACAUCAAGUACAUAUAAUAAAAAUGAAGAGUUAUUAGUUAAAUGAUGUGAGUUGAUGAUAUUGUACUAGUGAGGAUCGGGAAGAUCAACAGCUCGACACAGUUUAUUCACAGAUAUAAACAACUGAACUUCUGUCAUGAGCUUCAGAAAAGGAAAGAGUCUCUCUGGAGAAACAAACACAAUGAACAGUUUGAUUGAUAGAGAAUCUGCUGAAUCCAGCUGUGUGUCUAUGAAGAGUGAUAAUUCAAUGGGUAAUCCACCUGAGUUCAGUUUAGGAGACUCUGGUGCAGAUGUGAGUAACACAACAGAUGAAUCAAAGUCCUUCAAAGGGAAGCAGAUGGAUUCAGUUUUUCAGGAUCUUGAAGACAAAAUCAUCUCUCUGAUGAAGAAACAGCUGAAGAUCUUCAAGAGUCUACUGAGCUCAGAUUACCCAUCAUGCUCUGAGAGAGAGGAGGAGGAGGAUGAAAACCAGAUCAGAGUCAGAGAAGAGCUUCUGAAGGUCACACUGCACGUCCUGAAGAAGAUGAACAAGACAAACCUCGCUGAUAAACUACAGACCAAACUUUUACCUUUGUGUGUAAAAAAACACAAAUCCAGACUAAAGGAGAAAUUCCAGAGAAUAAAUGAAGGAAUAUCAAGUCAAGGAAACUCAAGACUUGUGAAUGAGAUCUACACAGAGCUGUACAUCACAGAGGGAGGAAGUGAAGAACUCAAUAAUGAACAUGAGGUGAGACAGAUUGAGACAACAUCCAGAAGAUCAGAGACACAAGAAACACCAAUCGAAUGUAAUGACAUCUUUAAAGCUUUACCUGGACAAGACAAACACAUUAGAACUGUGCUGACUAAAGGAGUUGCUGGAAUUGGAAAAACCGUCUCUGUACAGAAGUUCAUUCUGGACUGGAGUGAAGGAAAAGCAAAUCAGGAUCUUCACAUCAUAUUUCCACUUCCCUUCAGAGAACUGAAUCUGAUGAAGAACACACAUAUCAGUCUGAUGGAUCUUCUUCAUCAGUUCUUCAUAGAUACAAAAGAACUGAGAUCAAGAGACUUUGAUGUCUAUAAAGUUGUGUUUAUCUUUGAUGGUCUGGAUGAGUGUCGACUUCCUCUAGAUUUCUCAAACAAUCAGAGUUUGUCUGAUUUAAGAGAGAGAGCUUCAGUGGAUGUGCUGUUGACAAAUCUCAUCAAGGGGAAUCUGCUUCCUUCUGCUCUGAUCUGGAUAACAUCACGACCAGCAGCAUCCAAUCAGAUUCCUCCUGACUGUGUCCACCAGAUCACAGAUGUACGAGGAUUUAAUGAUCCCCAGAAGGACGAGUAUUUCAUCAAGAGAAUAAACGAUGAGAGUUUGUCCAACAGAAUCAUCAGUCACAUCAAAUCAUCCAGGAGUUUGUACAUCAUGUGUCACAUCCCAGUCUUCUGUUGGAUUACAGCCACUGUUCUAGAGAGAAUGUUGAGUGAAUCAGAGAGUCAAGCAGAGAUCCCCAAGACUCUCGCUCAAAUGUUCACACUCUUCCUGAUCUUUCAGACCAAACUGAAGAGUCAGAAGUAUGAUGGGAAAUGUGAGGUAGAUCUUCAACAGGUUAGAAAGAGUCUUCUGUCACUGGGAAAACUGGCUUUUCAACAGCUGGAGAAAGGGAAUCUGAUCUUCUAUGAGGAGGAUCUGAGAGAGUGUAACAUUAAUGUCAGAGAAGCUUCAGUGUACUCAGGAGUUUGUACUCAGAUCUUCAGAGAGGAGUUUGGACUGAACCUGGGGAAGGUCUACAGCUUUGUGCAUCUGAGCAUUCAGGAGUUUCUCGCUGCUUUAUUUGUCUUUCUUUCAUUUUCUCAACAAACAUCAGGACUCUUCAGCAUGUUCAGAUCAACUAUGAGUGAUUUACUGAAGAGUGAAGUGGACAAAGCCUUACAGAGUGAGAACGGACACCUAGACCUUUACCUUCGAUUUCUUCUCGGUCUCUCACUGGAGUCCAAUCAGAUGAUCUUACGAGAUCUACUGACACAGACAGGAAGAAGAUCUGACAGCAGACAGGAAAUAGUUGAGUACAUUAAGAUGAAGAUCAGAGAGAAUCAAUCUCCAGAGAAAUCCAUCAAUCUGUUUCACUGUCUGAAUGAACUGAAUGAUCAAUCUCUAGUGAACGAGGUACAAACAUAUCUGAACUUAAAAGAUAACUGGUGUCUCUCUGGAGUCAAACUCUCUCCCUCUCAGUGGUCGGCUGUGGUGUUUGUGUUACUGAACUCAGAUCAGAAGCUGGAUGAGUUUAUACUGGAUACAUAUGAUCGAUCAGAUGAAUGUCUUCAGAGGCUGCUGCCAGUGAUCAAAGCAUCCAGAAAAGCUGAUCUGAUGAACUGUAAUCUGACAGAGAAAAGUUGUUCAUCAUUGAGUUCAGUUCUCAUCUCAAACUCCUCAAGUCUGACAGAACUGAACCUGAGUGACAAUAAACUGCAUGAUUCAGGAGUGAAGCUUCUCUCUGAUGGACUGAAGAAUACAAACUGUAAACUGAAGAUAUUACAUCUGGAGUGCUGCAGUAUUGGAGAUGACGGUUUUGUUGCUUUGGCUUCAGCUCUGAGAUCAAACCCAUCACACCUGACUGAACUCAAUCUGAAUGAUAAUAAUCCAGGAGAUUCAGGAGUGAAGCUGUUCUCUGAUCUACUGAAGGAUCCACACUGUAAACUACACAAACUACAUAUUGAGCCUCGACUGUAUCAAUCAUCUACAAGAGCUACAGAUGACAAAUCAAACAACAGACUUCAGUUAUAAAGUAAAAGAUCUGCUUACUGCCUCCUACUGGACAAACAUCAGCAGUGAGACAUCAGAGCUCAACAUGAGAGACGUCUGUUAGAGUUAAACACACAAACAUGUGGAUGAAGAUCUGCAUUCAUAAUCCAGCAGAAGAGUUUAAUGAAGUUCAAUGAUGUUUGUGUUUGUGUUGUGGAUGUGAUUCUUAUCAUACCUGUCAACACUCCCAUUUUUAACAGGAGUCUCCAAUAUUUCACUAGCCUGGCUACGCCCUGCUACGCACUUCUGCUCAAUUUCAUUUUCCUUCAGUGCUACAUCUGGGAUUUCGAUCUAUUCUAGCGUUUCGGGAAAUCAAAUUUUUGUAGGACCAAUCAGCGAACAGAGGGAGUGGCUGAAAACGAUGAUCUGCCAUAGCCAAUCGCUAACGUGUGGUCAGCGCAUGAUAUACGUAACGACCACACUUAGCGAUUGGCUGGCAGAUCCUGAGUGACUCUGGGCAGAUCCAAUAGUGUUGGACUUUAACAGAGAACCCGCCUACAAGGAAGUAAACGUUUCUCAAUGGAGAGAGGCCAGACUCUCUGUACAAAUGAAAUGUAGGAGAGUCCGGUAGGACCAGGCUAGUAUUAACCCCCCCCAGGAAUUACCUUUCACAACUAAGACUGAACAGUUGUUUCUGGUUGUGUUAGAUCAGUGGUUCCUAAACUUUUUGCCACCCUUGUGUACAGUGCCCUCCGAAAGAAAAUUUAUGACAAACAGUUUUAAAAUGUAAUAUUUUUAUUAAACAAAACAUAUAAAAUUAUACCUAGUAGUGCUGUUGGUUAGUUGGCUUAUUGUUUUUUAGUUUUAAUUACACAGAAUUCAUGAUAAAUGACCAUCUCGCAGCCCCCAGUUUGAAAACCACUGUGUUAGAUCAUUAGAAAGCAGACUAUUAGCUAGAGAUAUCGCUAUUUAUCUAUGAAUGAUGAUACUUAAAGUGCCCCUAUUUUCUACACAUUAUUUUCCACAUACUGUACGCUAUAUUUUUGUAGCUCCAGAUUUCCCUCUGUUCCUGAAACACACAGAUUAUGUACAAAACUCAUCGAUUUGAAAAGCACUGUGUCCCUGAUUGACCAGCUAAUCUGUACGUUGUGAUUAGCCUGAAUACCUCUGACAUCAUUCCUCAAAUAAUCCUUAUGUUGUAAAUCGCUGUUUUACAUGCAAUAUUAUAAAGCUGUGAUAAACUACCCUGGUAACCCCACGGUUCAGACCACAUUACAUAGCUUAAAGGCGGGGUGCAUGAUCUCUGAAGCCAAUGUUGAUAUUUGAAAUCACCUAAACAAACAGGUUAUAAAAAUAGAACAAAUUAAGGUAGGAUUUUUUUGUAUGAAAGUAGAGGGUAUGUUCUUUCAUUUGAUAUAUUGUAUGUUUAUAUAUUUAAAGAUGUUUUUCUGGAAGGCAUUAAACUUUGUGAAAAUCAUAAGAGAUCAUGGCGUUAAAGAGUUAAGCAUGUUUCCAAACAUAUCUGAUCCACACUUCAACAGUUGCACGGUAUAAAUGUUAAUGUAUAAUUUAGAUGAAUGUUAAUUUAGGAAAAUAAA
Molecule: messenger RNA, 4624 nt
Organism: Misgurnus anguillicaudatus (oriental weatherfish)
Lineage: Eukaryota; Metazoa; Chordata; Actinopteri; Cypriniformes; Cobitidae
Source: RefSeq, a predicted model, not a curated record